Molecule: messenger RNA, 285 nt
Organism: Diaporthe batatas
Lineage: Eukaryota; Fungi; Ascomycota; Sordariomycetes; Diaporthales; Diaporthaceae
Exons: 2
Coding region: 1-285 (94 amino acids)
Source: RefSeq, a predicted model, not a curated record
AUGUCCACAUUUUUCCAUGGGACCUACCUCCACGGCGCUCCAGCCCCUGUGUCUUGUUCAACGGUACUGCCACACUUCAGACCACUCGGUAUCCACCGACCAACAGCUACGCGGUCUGGAACUUUCACUGCUGUCCUGGACCCUCUCAAAUUCUCCCAUCAGCUGGCCAGCAUCGUCAACAUUGUCAUCCACGGGACACAGGGCAUUGAACGGGUGUCAGCCCCCGAGCACCCGCCAUUUUGCUACCACCAGCAUAGCUCCUCAGAUUUAUACCACGAGAGAUAG